GCGGCCGGCCCCCCCGGCCGGCUCCCAUCAGUGGGAUCGGGGCGACCGGGCAGGCCCCUGAGCGGAGCCUUGGGGCGGAGGCCGGGUGGCGCCGCCUCCCGGGCGGGCCGAGAGGCAGCGGGAGGCGGUGGCGGCGGCUGAGGGCGAUGGGGCUCCCCGGCGGGACGCCGCCGGCCCGGCUCUUCCUCGCCCUCUGCGUCUGGAGGCUGGCGCUGCGCCGGGGCGCCGGAGGAACAGAAGAAGUGGUCUUUGGGAAGGUUGGAGGAAGCAUCCUCCUUUUAUGCCGAAAUGUGUCCAGAGAAGCAACAGAGGUGGUCUGGUUCCAAGGGGAUCCGCACUCUUUCCCCCCACUCUUCUCCUCGCGGGUCGCCUUCCCCCCAGAUGUCCGUUUCUCCCUGGUUGACAACAGCUCGCUGCGCAUCACAGAGCUGCGUCUGCAGGACGAAGGCAACUACACCUGCAAGGAAGUGCUAAACAAGACAGACCAUGAGCACAGAGUCCAGCUCCUGGUAGCCGAUCCACCGCAUUCCACCCUGAAGUGCUGGGCUGAGACCUCGUCCUCGGGGCUGAUGCUGCAGCUGUUCUGCAGCUGGCCCGGGGGGUACCCCUACCCCACGCUGCACUGGAGAGAAGAGGGGCACGAUCUGGAGAACUCCAGCUGGGUCAUCAGCUCCACAAGAUCCUCGGACACCCACGUGGAAACCCUGAACAGCUCCCACCUCGCCCACCGCAAAGUCUUCAAGUGUGUUGGGAGCCACGUAGUCGAGCAGGAGGAGCCUGCCUGCUCUGUGGAGAUAAAACUCCCCUCCCUGGAAUCGGACCCCCCGCAGACCUGCUUUGUGGGUGACAACGUGACCCUGACGUGCCGGGUGACCGAGGGCGUGCCGGCGGCGAGGCUGAGCUGGCUGCGGGGCAUCACACAGCCGGAGAUCCAGCCCGGCGGGAGGUACCUCAUCGCCCAGGAGGGCAACGUGUCCCGGCUCACCAUCCGGAACUGCUCCCAGGGCACCGACGGGGGCUGCUACGUCUGCAAGGCGCAGAAUCCCGUGGGGCUGCGGGAGAUGUUCGUCUGCCUGACGGUGAAGCAGCCAACAAACAUCGUUGGAGUCGUGGGCGCAGUGGCGAUCCUGUCCCUGAUAGGUGUUCUCACCAUCUCUGGUCUCAUCUUGUACUACAACCCCCUCCUGUGCCUCAGAGGUGCUGCGUUCAGGAGCCAGGACUCGGGCGACAUCUUAGUGCUGGUGGACUCGGAAGAUGACGAUGAGGGGAAGGGGGAAGAGGACACGGUGAGCGGCUCCACCAAGUACGAGCUGGUCAACGGGAGCAGCGCCCCGGCUGCCUACUUGAGCUGCCUUGCAGGAGGUGACGACGGCGAGCAGCACGGCGAGGUCCCUCUGCAGAAAACGAGAGAAGAGACACGAGGCACAUAAUCUCCGUUCCUUCUCGCGGAAGCACGCAGCUCCAGCUCGAAGCCCUGCCUCAGACAUCCCCACCGCUGUGUGGCUGUGCGCGGGCUGUCAGCGCCCUGCAGCUGCUUCUCAGCGCCCUGCUCCCCUCUGCGCUCCCCUUGCCCAGCUCUCUGUCCUCCCCCAGCCUUGUUCCUCCACUUCUCCUCUCUUCUCGUGUUCCUCUCUGUCUCAGGUAACCUUUUAACAAGGUGGCGCAGGCGCAGAGCUCAGGCACUGGGUCCAGCAGCCCACAUUCACCUCGGUGCCUGCCACAGACUCGAGUACCUGCACGGGGCUCUGGCUCGGUCCCCGUGAGCGGUGUCAGGGCUGCAGGGGACACAGUGGGGCUGCAGCCAAGGGGCAGGGCCCUGGGAUAACAGAAGAAAUAAGUGGUGCAGGGGCAGGGCGUGGGUGAUGCUGACUUUUGGGGGGGCUUGACUGUUUUUGUUAUAAAUAAUUUUUCCCCAA
Molecule: messenger RNA, 1916 nt
Organism: Cygnus olor (mute swan)
Lineage: Eukaryota; Metazoa; Chordata; Aves; Anseriformes; Anatidae
Gene: VSIG10
Product: V-set and immunoglobulin domain containing 10
Exons: 8
Coding region: 147-1430 (427 amino acids)
Source: RefSeq, a predicted model, not a curated record